Molecule: messenger RNA, 841 nt
Organism: Triticum dicoccoides
Lineage: Eukaryota; Viridiplantae; Streptophyta; Magnoliopsida; Poales; Poaceae
Product: histidine-containing phosphotransfer protein 2-like
Exons: 6
Coding region: 121-525 (134 amino acids)
Biological process (GO): cytokinin-activated signaling pathway; phosphorylation; phosphorelay signal transduction system
Cellular component (GO): cytoplasm; nucleus
Molecular function (GO): histidine phosphotransfer kinase activity; protein histidine kinase binding
Source: RefSeq, a predicted model, not a curated record
CCCUCGUGAGCCCAGCUAUACAACCUCCUCUCCUCCUCCCGUCCUCGUGCACUCCGCAGCCGAAUUCCCCCAUCUCUACUGCUCAGUCCUCCGGACCGCCAGACCUCUCCUCGUCUUGCCAUGGCAGCCGCAGCACUGAGGGCACAGUACACCGAGGGUGUGGUGGACGAGGACACGUUCGAGGAGCUGCGGGAGGAGGGCACCGCCGCCGAGGUCUCCCGCCUCUUCAUCAAUGAUGCCCACGAGAUCAUCGACGACAUCGACACCCUGAUGGAGCAGCCCGAAGUGGACUUUGACGAGGUGGAAGCUCUGACGCAGCAGCUCAUGUGGUGCACCUCUAGUGUUGGUGCAGAGCAAGUGAACCUCGCCUGCAUGCACUUCGGCAAUUUCUAUGCCAUAAAUUAUAAAGAAGGGUGCCUCGUGUCCUUGGCUCUUGUUAAGAACGAGUUCCUUACUGUGCGACAUGAGUUGGAGGUCAUGAUCGAGCUCGAAGAGCAGAUUGCGGUAUGUGGUCCUAACUCCUAAGUAGCGGCAAGUGAAGGGGGAAGAGCAUGGCCCCAUGCAAUCCUUGCGUUGUGGUGUCCAUGUGUCUCUGAGGAUGUGGCGCUUUUUCGAAGGUUGUCUGGCACUAGGCGGUGUGUGUGUGUGUGUAAAACUUAAAUGAAUAUUCUCGCGUCAGAACUUUGGGCUCGUAAUCCUGUGAACUAAAAUUGUUGUCCUGUGUUGAUGUUUGUUUCUCUAGUCCAUAUUCAUUUUUCUAAGAGGAAUCAAGUCCAUAUUCUACUGUGUCGUGGAUGUGUUGCCGCCCCACCUACAGGCUGUGUGUAAGACCUGUACCUGG